AGUCACCGGACCCUAGUGGAACCUCCACCAUUACACUCUACUACGGGUCCGUAUUCAGCAGCGCUACAUCCGGUUUCCGGUUUGGUUCAACUGUGAAGAUGGCGGCGCCCACAAAGAAGAACACGAGUGUCGCCUGUGUGAUUCCAGGAGGAUUUACAGUAUUAUCCCUGAAGUUCUGCUCAAACAGUACAGUGCAGCACCAACUGUGUGUGAAAGAGCACAGAGUGAGGGCAGAAACUAACGCACACAGACCACAGGACAGGACACUGUUUGUCCUCAACAUCCCUCCAUACUGCUCACAGGUACAGGCCACACCCCCUUACUGCUCACAGGUGCAGACCACACCCCCUUACUGCUCACAGAGUGUGGUGAAGGACAUAUUCUCUCGGUUUGGUCCGGUUCAGCAUGUGGAACUGAGUGAGAAACCGGGAGCAGUUGAAGAUAAGCGACCAGACCUGUCGCCAUAUUUCACACCUGCACAGAAGCGGUGUUUUAAGGUGGCCUACGUGGUGUUUAAACACUCCUCAGGUGUAGCAGCAGCUAAAGCACAUCCAUAUGAUUCUCCUCUCAUCGUCUCCACUACAGAAAAACCAGUUCAGACUGGUCUCAAGAAGUGGAUCCAUGAAUACAAACAGACUUUCAUCAAGCCAGAGCUUCUGCAGAAGGCGGUUGAUGACUUCAUGAGCCAGUACGACAAGAGGAAGGAGGAGGAGGAGGAGCGUCAGAAGAAGGAGGUGGAGGAACAGCAGGAGGAUGAGGACGGCUGGGUUAAAGUGACCAAAGGAGGCAAAAGCAUGAAGUCCCGCCCACACAGCGAGGCAGCCAAUCAGAGAGUGCUUCAGAAAGAACACAACAAGAAAAAGAGGAAAGAGCUGCUGAACUUCUACACAUGGCAACAUCGCGAUUCAAAGAGAGAACAUAUUGCUGAAUUAAGGAGGAAGUUUGAGGAAGAUAAGCAGCGCAUUGCUUUACUUAGAGCACAGAGGAAAUUCAGACCUUACUGAAAUACAACACACACACACACACCAUUUUCUGUAGUAAAUAAAAUUUUAUAAAUGUUU
This is a messenger RNA of Tachysurus fulvidraco (yellow catfish), 1061 nucleotides long. Its product is annotated as ribosomal RNA-processing protein 7 homolog A-like. Lineage: Eukaryota; Metazoa; Chordata; Actinopteri; Siluriformes; Bagridae. The transcript is spliced from 7 exons. The record is from RefSeq and is a predicted model, not a curated record. Gene Ontology annotation, cellular component: CURI complex; UTP-C complex. The coding region runs from base 99 to 1004 and encodes 301 amino acids. Gene Ontology annotation, biological process: rRNA processing; ribosomal small subunit assembly. Gene Ontology annotation, molecular function: RNA binding.